CUGCUACAUUCAUUCUCUUUUUGGCAGAGGUAUGAAAGUUAUUGAAAACCGGGCAUUAAAAGAUGAAGAAAAAAUGGAACUCCAGGAAAUCCAACUCAAAGAAGCUAAGCACAUUGCAGAAGAGGCAGAUAGGAAGUAUGAAGAGGUGGCUCGUAAAUUGGUGAUUAUUGAAGGAGAUUUGGAACGCACAGAGGAACGAGCUGAGCUGGCUGAGUCCCGUUGCCGAGAGAUGGAUGAGCAGAUCAGACUGAUGGACCAGAACCUGAAGUGUCUGAGUGCUGCUGAAGAAAAGGUACUAACCAUUAAACCCACAGAUAGUUACAUGUAUGGUGUGGUUUUCUUUGUUUUUUGUUUCUGUUUUGCAGCUGCCUCCCCUCCACUGGUUGACUUGUUGAGUGCUUUGCCAUCUCUUCAUGGAAUGCUCCAUUCUUCCUACUUGGCAUCUUUCAUCUCUUUCUUUCCCUAGUUGCUUUACUGCCUCCCACAGGGUCUUUCCUUUCUUUGGGUGAUUUGGGGGACUGUUUGGGUUGGGUAUCUUAUUCCCACAUCCCCUAGUAGCCAUUAUAACUUGUUCCUGGUAAUUUUUUUCAUGUGGUCUUUUCUUUAUUAAUAUCUGAACAUUUUGAGUCCCAGAAGGUCCAGCUUCUGACAUGUUAACAGAGGGAGGAGGGUUGAUGCUUGCUCAGGUUACCUAGGAACUUCUUUUCCCCAAUAAGCCUUUCAACUCUUUCUAUACAUAUAGGUUCAAUUCAUGUCUGUGUGUCUCUCUCCCUUUUUUUUUAUUCUCUUCCUCUUCCCCUUUCCUCUCCUGCGGU
Molecule: messenger RNA, 815 nt
Organism: Dipodomys ordii (Ord's kangaroo rat)
Lineage: Eukaryota; Metazoa; Chordata; Mammalia; Rodentia; Heteromyidae
Product: tropomyosin alpha-3 chain-like
Exons: 3
Coding region: 32-466 (144 amino acids)
Biological process (GO): actin filament organization; muscle contraction
Cellular component (GO): actin filament
Molecular function (GO): actin filament binding
Source: RefSeq, a predicted model, not a curated record